AUGUAUAACGUUGUUGCAGGCAAGUUGUUGCGGACAACACUCCGAAUAUGCCCAAGGCCAUCUUCAUACCUGGACGUCAGGCAACGUAUCGCUGCUGCUCAGGUCAUCCGAAGCCUGCAGACGACGGACAACUACAUCAUUGUUGUCGAGUCCUACUCUUGGAGUUCAAGGGCUCCUCUUUCGAUUGUGGGUAUGCUUCGGUGGGGAUCUGCUGGCGCCUAUGGAGUCGUUACGAUGCCCUUCAGUGUCCGCGAAGGCAUCAACGUUUUUCUCGAUGGCUUCAUCCCCACGGACACGCAAACAGCGCUUCAUAGAAUCGUGCACAUGUCUGCAUGGCUCGAGUGCACGUGGGUCUCCUUGACCUUCAAAGUCAGCGAAGACCUGGACCCCUCGAAACUGGAUCGCAUGCACAACACGGAGUGCCUUGCAUUCGUUGACUUCAGUGAGCUUCAGUUGCUGGCAUCUUUGGAACAUGAUGAACAUGUCCUGGGAGGUAUCCAGACAUGUCCAAGCUGA
Symbiodinium natans is the source of this 516-nucleotide messenger RNA. The record is from the annotation of a GenBank genome assembly. Lineage: Eukaryota; Dinophyceae; Suessiales; Symbiodiniaceae.